Messenger RNA from Verruconis gallopava, 1037 nucleotides. RefSeq lists its product as uncharacterized. The transcript is spliced from 5 exons. Lineage: Eukaryota; Fungi; Ascomycota; Dothideomycetes; Venturiales; Sympoventuriaceae. The record is from RefSeq and is a predicted model, not a curated record. The coding region runs from base 135 to 728 and encodes 197 amino acids.
GUCCAACAGGCUCCAUUUUCGACGACGCAUACUUUGCUUCAUUCUCACAGCAUCUACAUCCACGGCUCGGAUACUGCAAUCAGCUCUCAGAUUACACACCCAUAGCUCACGAAAACCUAAAAGCAACUCCCAAGAUGCUCGCUCACGCCCUCGUCGCUCUGCUCACUGCCGCUACUUUGACGAAUGCUUCGGCUAUCAAACUUCGCAAAGAGGUGGACGUGAUCCCUCGUUGGGCUGCUGAUUCUCCUUCUGGAACUGUCACGGUCACGGUCACUGAGCCCUGCUCCAUCGCUGGCGUGACCACUGCCCCUGCCCCAGCUACCACACCAACUGUUGAGGCUCCACCCCAAGCUGGCACCACUGCUCCAGCUUCCGCCCCUGCCACGCACUUCGAGCCUCCCCCAGUGGCUGCUUCCAUUCCAGUUUCUGCAGUUCCACCUGCUGGCACUGAGGUUCCUACUGCUUCAGGCAGUGGCGCUGGCAGCGCUCCCUCUCCCGUGUCUUCCACCGCAGCUGCUAGCAGCUCCGCUCCGGCCCCUUCCAAUGUCAGCUCUGUUCAGACCACGACAUCCAGCCAUGUCGUCGGCACCCCAACUGGUAGCGCACACCCGUCCACUACCACCAGCUCUGCAACCACCCCUACUGCUACCAACGCUGGUGCCGCCAACGGCAUGGCCGGACUCGCAAUUGCAGUUAUGGCGGCUAACAUCGUCUUUGGCGUUGCUUGAGCUUUCUCUCAUCUUGACCUCCUACAUAUUCAUGAACUCUUUUUGCUGUACAUUGAUGCCUUUGCUCCCUCAUGUACGAUGUGGCUUCCUACAGGCAAUGAUGGAGUCACGAUUUGCAUUGGGUGAGAUCUGGCAUAAAAGGAGCAGCAAAAUGUGUGAAGCAUUUCAUCAUCACUCUACCAUGAGCAUUUUUUACAUAUUAAUCAAAGCGUGGUCACUAUGUUCUCACGGACAACAUUUGUGACUCUGUGAUUCAUGGCGAUGCAAAGAACGAGAAGAAAAAAAAAGAAAAAGAAAAAGAAAAAAAAA